Messenger RNA from Coregonus sp. 'balchen', 34654 nucleotides. The record is from the annotation of a GenBank genome assembly. NCBI's taxonomy places the organism in Eukaryota, Metazoa, Chordata, Actinopteri, Salmoniformes, Salmonidae.
AUGACGACAGAACCAAAUUCAGAGUCCAGCGCGGACCAGCAGGAGGCCAGUGCGGUUCCACCCCUGGAGGCGGACUCUUUCCCCCCGGCCGCCACCCACAGCACGCCCGUCAGGAAGAAGCAGGUUAGCCACACCCACAAAAUAUAGCACCGUCACAGAGUUUCUAAACCCAGAGAUGCAACAUCGCGAGACUUCCGGGAACGCUUGCGAAGCAGACCAAGUAGACCACACGGGUUUGGGGUUUGAGAAGUAAAACAUUCUUCCUUAGAUGUUAAUUUUCUCGAAGUCUAAAGGCACAACCUAGAUUCGAGCCAAUGACUUAAGUAGUCAAACAUGUUAUUACGCCAACCUCGUGAAAGUGACAAACUAAAACAUUUUCAUUUUCGUCAAAAACAACUUUAUAUCGAAGGAGUGCCUUUGAUUUGACGGCACGAGACAUCCAUUAGACCUGAUGAUGUGUUUCAGCGCAUGAGCUUAGCUAGCCAACGUUGCCAUGACAUCGCCUACAAGCGUGAUCGGGGAUUUCUACUGGAGAAGCCUAUCUUCGUACUGUACUGUCUUUGGCACCGUCAUCCUCAUUUAGCCUAUACAGGAAGUGACGUGGGAAUAAGCUUUAAAUGGCUGAAUUUGAAACUUUUGAUACAAUAUCAAACAGCCACAGUAGUACUAUUCAGGUUUAUAAUAAACAAGUGUCCAAAUAAUUUGUCCUUAAAGGGCUACUUUGGGAUUUUGGCAAUGAAGCCAUUUAUCUACAGUAUCAUGACUGGUUGUGUUCAUGACACAUUAAAAAGUAAUUCAUUUUUACCAUUUAAAUGACGUAUUUAUUAUUAGAAGAAAAAAAAAUGAGACCCCCCCUCCCUAUUUAUUCCACUUGACCAUUCGUGUCACAACUUGUUUGGUCCAAAACAACACAUUAUCAUAAUCAUACCACUUUAACAUUCCAUUCAAAGUGCUAUGUUAAAACCUGUGCCCCCCUGUCCAGAACGGCGAGAGAGCGGAGGGAGGCGUGGUCCCACAGGGGAAUCAGCUUGAGCCAUCGCAGGUGGAGGAGGACAGGACCUCACACAGGUCGUCCAUCAGUAAGCUGUCCAGGUCCCCCGGUGGAGGCCGGAGCGUCCGCAGCUACAGGGCCAUGCAGUGCAAGGUCACCCUGCUCGAUGGCUCCGACUACACCUGCGUGGUGGAGGUGGGUGCAGGGGGUCACCGCUUGGGGUCGGGGUUGAGGGGAGGUGAGUUUAGCAGGUAGGUGGGUUAAUGUGCGUGUAGGGAUGGGUUGGUGUGUGUGUGUGUGUGUGUGUUGCAGAGUUCACCAGGGAUAGAGAUGGGAGGAUCAGAGAGGGCAGGACAUUUAUUUAUCAAAGUUAGUCUCACUGACAUAUACUUUCUUUCUCAAGACGUACUUUGUGGGGUUGGCUCACAGUUGGCUUGAGGUUGUUUUUUUAUCACGCUGAAUCGAUGACGUCUCCUUAUACAAAUUCACCUCGGUCUACAUGAAUUGGGUGGACAUUAAUGGUAUUGCUCUACUGGAAGUCUCUAAUGCUGACAAAAUAGGUUAGCAAGCUCAUCUAUAUGCAUGGAUCUUCCUUUAUUUCCUGUAUUCUCUGAUCUUAACAUAAUUAAAGGCUAUCGAAGCUUGCCCCAAUGGAAUUCACUCUGCUUUUAACGGUAUUGAAAUAAACUCCCCUUAGACCUAAUACUUGGCUGUAUACAUUGAAAAACACCCCAUCCCCCAACGGUGCAUAAUCAGACAGAGCUUUUUGGGCCAACUCGCCGUUUUCCUUCUAAGCAGACAUGAUCCAUCACUCUGUAUAUAUCUGUCCAUUCCUACACAUUUACUGCUUUGUCUCAACAUAAAAACAGAGGCUCUGUUCUUCAGCUUCCAGCAAACUCUGUUGGUCAAGAACUGGAGAGAAACCAAUCUAUUAGUGCAGUUUGAGCCCCAGGCUGGAUUUGGCUUAGUCGGUACAUCCAAUGGAAAAAGAUAAUAAAGCAUUGUGGCCGGUUGGCUCGGUCGUUCGUUUGGUCGCUCUGUGUUGGUGGCCAUGGGAAAGCGACAUUGCAAAGAGAGGGGUGUGCCUCCGGCCUUAACAUGCUGCAGCGAUUAUUGACUGGCUCUUUCCCUGGCAGAGAGGACAGAGGAGAGAUAGACGGGGGGAGGAUUGAGAGAGGGAAGAGAGGGGUGGCAGGGGGAAGAGUGGAUGACAAGGGAGGAGAGGAUGGAGAGGGAUGAGAGGGGAUGAGGGAGAAGAGGACAGAGGAGGAAGAGAGGGGAUAAGAGAGAGGAGGAGGAUGAGGGAGGAGAGGACAGAGGAGAGGACAGAGGGGAUAAGAGAGAUGAGAGGACAGAGGAGGAAGAGAGGGGAUAAGAGAGAUGAGAGGACAGAGGAGGAAGAGAGGGGAUAAGGGAGGGGAGGAGAGAUAUGGUAAUUUUCUGGCUUUGCUGUGGAGAGGAGAGUGGGAUAGAGGUCAGGAGAGAGGGGAAAGGAGAGGGAGAGAGGAGUGGAAAGGCUUGAGGGGAGAAGGGAGAUGGAUACACUCUUAGAAAAAAGGGUUCCAAAAGGGUUCUUUGGCUGUCCCCACAGGAGAACCCUUUUUGGUUCCAGAUAGAACUAUUUUGAGUUCCAUGUAGAACCCUCUGGGAAAAGGGUCUACAUGGAACCCAGUAGGUUUCUACCUGGAACCGAAAGGUUUCUACCUGGAACCAAAAAGGGUUCUUCAAAGGGUUCUCCUAUGGGGACUACCGAGUAACCCUUUUAGAUUCUAGAUAGCACCUUUAGAGAGAGGUGAGAGAGGGGCAAAGAGUUUACUGAGGGGAUAAAAAGAGAGAAGCGCAGAGAGAGGGGGAUGAUGGCGUGACAUGGGGCGGCGCACAAUUGGCCCAGCGUCGUCCAAGGUAGGGGAGGGUUUGGCCGGCAGGGAUGGCGUUUGCAAUGCCAGGGUUGUGGGUUCGAUUCCCAUGGGGGGCCGGUAUGAAAAAAAAUGAUGUAUGCACUCACUAACUGUAAGUCGCUCUGGAUAAGAGCGUCUGCUAAAUGACUAAAAUGUAAAUGUAAUGUAAAUGUGACGUCCCCUCCUCUCUCGCAGUGACAUGCACAGUGUCAUGUCUGUCACAGGCCACUCCGCUUCCGAGUCAUCAUUGUCGCUCUGACCUCCCAAGUCACCUCCACAACAUUCCACUUAACUACCCAUCAGCCCCCAUCAAUGCCACAACAACACUCCUAUGGUGAAUCCAAAUCACCCCCUACCAACUCGCUCGGAGGGCCCUCCGUUGUCACGUGUUGCUGACAAAACUCUGAGGAUGACUUCCAGAGAGUGGUGAUGGGAUCAAUGAACCCAUCAACUUCGGGACACACUCGUUAAAUAGUGAAAUGAGUAUGAAAUUCAAAUGAACAAAUCCCCCCUUACAAGAUAUAAACCUCAGAAAACAAUUCAACAUUUAAUUUGGGAGGUAUUUCAUCUGUUAGCUUCAUGUGUCAAGUCUCGAAAUCAGACAUAAACAAAUGCAUGUGGAAUAUAAUUAGGCAUGCCUCUCCAUUCUUUUGUAUCAAAUUGCUCAAACUCCAAACAUAUCGCGGUGUGUGUCGGGAUAGCACUUCGCACUGAAGCCUGAAGCCUUGCUGGCUUGGCCGAAGUGGUUAUCGGAGGGUCUAAUUAGCUCCUAAACCCUCAAUAAUUUUCACUCCCUCAGCAUUGGGACACUUGUGCUUUUGGCGGAGGUGUGCGGGAAUGAGCAAAUGGAGGGGCGAGGGGAAAGGGAAGGAAGUGAUUUGGAAUUCAGCCCUAGUAAUGGAUGUAGCAACGUAGAGUAGCUAGGGAAGUGAAAACACGUUUUUGUCUCUAUUUCUGUUUGUCCUCGUAGUUCAGUAGCUACAUUCUUUGUUUGGAUGUUGUUUGGGUCACUCAGACAGUGAGUGACAUCGCUGAAGUGCUCUUUCUGGUGAUUGGAACGGGAAAUUAAGGCUGCAGAGAUUAUCCUCUUUAGCGUUAGCUGCUAGCUGCCCAAGGCUAAUGCACAUAGUUGAUAUUGUUCCUAUAUUACUGGGUGUUUAAUAAGGUUGCGGUGGUUAAGUGGUACCCCAAGGGGCUGUAUGACCUGGGAAAUGACUUGACCGCGUUUCAUGGUAAAUCACGAAGAUAAGCAUGUUCCUCAUUUACAAAAAGAUGGGAUUUUGUUGUCUCCUGUGUGUUUCUUGCUGCACACAUCCGCACGCACACACACACACACACACAAACACACACUGUUAUUUUGUACUUUUUUAGCUUGGAUGGGAUAACUUCUGUAUAGCCCAUCUCAAGUAUUCAUUCUGACACUUGGUUUGUCUCCGUUUUAACACACCUAGCUACUACUCCAGAAACACUACAAAAUAACCCUCCUAAUAUUUCCCAGUUUUACCACACCUUGUCCUCUACGAAAUACAUUUACAAAUAUAACCCUUCUAAUCUUUCUCCGUUUCAAGGUGACAUAUUUGGAAGAAGUCUACUACAAUAUGUGUCAGCCCCCAUUUCCCCUGACUUAAUUAACCAAUUUUUACAGAGUGUUAAGGCAUGUUGCUAAUUUGGAGCUAGCAAUAGGAGCCUCAUAGGUUGACGUAUAUUGGCUCAGAGAGCCUUGGAUCUCACCCUGCAAGGGCCAGGCAGGGUAACAGUCAUUAGUACAGUGAUCACGAUGUGACACAACAUGGUGUGAUGUUGGGAGAUGGGAGUGGAGCCCUUUUAACAGGCAACCCCCUCCCCCAUAGAGAGUUGAGUUAUGGUAGGAAGACUGGCACCCACAGCGGCAGACAUGACUGUGUGUGUGUGAGUGUGUGCGUGAGUGUGUCUGGAUACUCUUUCCAGUGCCUAUCUUUCAUUAAAUGGCUCCUGACCCCGUCGGAGGAAUACAUCACAAUUUAGUGCAAUGACACACCAUUAUCAUUCAGGAGGGGUUUGAUAAUAGACACCAUUAUCAUUCAGGAGGGGUUUGAUAAUAGACACCAUUAUCAUUCAGGAGGGGUUUGAUAAUAGACACCAUUAUCAUUCAGGAGGGGUUUGAUAAUAGACUCCAUUAUCAUUCAGGAGGGGUUUGAUAAUAGACACCAUUAUCAUUCAGGAGGGGUUUGAUAAUAGACACCAUUAUCAUUCAGGAGGGGUUUGAUAAUAGAAAAAUGGUAUGCAGCAGUAAUCUGUCCAGUGUACGUUCGUAGCAUUUAUAGAAUGUAACCUAAGAAUCGAGCCCUAAGUGUUUCUCAUGUGUGUUUCUUCUCUAUGUGCAGAAACGGGAGAGAGGCCAUGUGUUAUUCGACAAAGUUUGUGAGCAGCUCAACCUCCUGGAAAAGGACUACUUUGGCAUCACAUUCCGGGAUAUCGAAAACCAAAAGGUGGAAUUUCUCUUUUUGAUUUUGCUGUGUAAUUAGGGGUGUUUUUGUUAUUUUGUAGAGGUGAAUUGACACUGGCCUCUUGAAUUCUCCCAGAACUGGUUAGACCCAUCCAAGGAGAUGAAGAAACAGAUCAGAGGUGCGUGGAAUAUGGGUAUUUGGAUAUUAUUUAUCCGCAUGGUUUGAAUGUUAGCCAGCAUGCUAGUUACUCAGGCUUAAAGGCGCAAUCUGUGGUCUUUCCGACUGUUCAAUGGUCAUUUCAAUUAACCGUUUGUUUUUGUACACUCCAGGAGUCGCCUGGAAUUUUUCAUUCAACGUGAAGUUCUACCCUCCAGACCCAGCCCAGCUGUCUGAGGAUAUUACAAGGUAACACUUUCUAUAGUUUCACCUUCGGGACGCGGUCCACUAGGUCCUUUUUCAAGAGGUUUUAUAUAUUUGUACCUUUGGGAUGUCUACAUUCACCAAAUAGCUGUCUGAAUCACCUGGGAUGUUUUUCUUCUUCUGUCCUCAGGGUUUUAAAUUAGCAUAAUAACACAUUUUUUAAAUCAAUUCAUUACUGUGCUUUGUGCAUUUGGCUGCCAAUUAACUCUCUCUUUCUCUUGUUUUUCUCCUUUCUCUCACACCUCUUUUUCUCCUACACAAACUCCCUUCCUCACUCCCCUUUCUCUUUCCUCACCCCUCUUUCUCUGUCCCUCACACCUCGUCCCCCCUCUCCCUCUCAGAUAUUACCUGUGCCUCCAGUUGAGGGAUGACGUGGUGUCGGGGCGUCUGCCCUGCUCCUUUACCACCCACACGGUGCUGGGAUCCUACACGGUUCAAUCAGAGCUGGGGGACUACGACCCAGAGGAGUCUGGGACGGACUACGUCAGCGAGUUCCGCUUUGCCCCCAACCAGACCAAGGAGCUGGAGGAGAAGGUCAUGGACCUGCACAAGAACUACAAGUCAGUCUGUUUGUUUGUCUGUCUAGAACUACAAGGCAGUCUGUUUGUCUGUCUGUCUAGAACUACAAGUCAGUCUGUUUGUCUGUCUGUCUAGAAAUACAAGUCAGUCUGUUUGUCUGUCUGUCUAGAACUACAAGUCAGUCUGUUUGUCUGUCUGUCUAGAACUACAAGGCAGUCUGUUUGUCUGUCUGGCUAGAACUACAAGUCAGUCUGUUUGUCUGUCUGUACAUCUUUCUGUCUGUCUGUCUAUAUAACCUAUUGGAAGAGACUGUCAUGGACUGAAAAGUUACUCUCAAAAACCAAUACAAAACCCUCUCUCUGUGUGUGUUUGUCUCUCUCUCCAGAGGAAUGAUGCCAGCUGAGGCUGAGAUGCACUUCCUGGAGAACGUGAAGAAGCUGUCCAUGUACGGAGUGGACCUUCACCAUGCCAAGGUAAAGGGGCCGUAUUAAACUUAUAUAAAACAUAGUCUACCUGUUAUUGACCCCAACCCUGUUGGUUUUUUCAAAAUGUCUGCCCUGCCAUGAAUUGUUGUUAUGACCUGCAUGAUUCUGCCUUGUUCCCUGUCCUUUGACCGCGAGCAGCUUGAAUAGCCAUUUGGAUCUUUGUUGUUUGAAUCCUUAGAUCCAAACCAUGGUGUUAUGUACUGCCCUCAGUGACACUUCAAACCCCACAAGUGCAGGAGAAUGAAUGAUAUCACUUACAUAUGCUCUGAAAUUAUCUAAUUUAACCUUGCUACCAAAGGAAUUAUUUUAGCCUGUCAAAGGUGUGGACACUGUUCAUGGUCUGCCUAUCACUAGCUAAUGUCCUCUCUGUUUUGUGUUAAAUGUUGUUCUAGUUGUUACUUUGUGCCUCUGUUGGUUGUUUAUGUUGUUUGCAGCUGGGGAUGACAUUUAACUAAUCACCUAUCAACACACCACUGUUAUAUAACCAAGCAAAUCAAAAACCCGCCCAAUUCGCUGGCAUAGAUUUGAAUGGACUUGGCACGGUUAGAUAAAAGAACAUUGUCAGAUUGAAUAUACUCAAGAAGCAAUAGGAGAGGAGAAAGAGCUUGUUUUAGAUUUUAGCUGAACUUUUUACAAAUAUGGUUAUUUUUUGUCUUUAUCAAAGAAACAUUGUUUGGAAAAUGGUAUAUCUGUUGCCAGCCAUGUAAAUAUAGCCUGACCCAGCUGUGUAAUGGGGGUUAUAUCAUCUGACCUCAUGUAACCCCAACGCACCAUGAGGAAAAAUCGUUCACCCAAAACCGUUUCACAACACCUCCUAGCACCAAUUGCAUCAGAGAGUAAACAUAGUGUUUUGUCAUGAAAAAAUCCACAUUAAAUAAAGACAUGCUGCUCUAGCACUUAUGAUUUGCGUUAAUAACCAAAUAAAAUAGAACACAUAAAAACACUCAUAACAGACUCACUGAUGUCAUGGAAACCUUCCCUCCGUUUGGUCAGAUCAGACUAUGUUUUUUUCUUUUCUUUUCUUAUUCUUACUGAAUGGCCUAGUUGGUAGGAAGCCUGUUUGAGUGCUUGUCUCCAGCUAAGGGCGAGGUAAGGCUUGCAUUUUGUUUGUGUGUAUGUAUAGUUACAUGUGUCCCCGUCUGAAAACCCCUGUCUUCGUGCAUGACCAUGGACUGUUAGUGUUCAUCGUUUGGGGCUGUGGGUUUGUCUCACUACAAUUUCGAGUUGACAUUGUGGAUGAUUGUAGUUGUAAUUUCUUAGGUGGCUGUUGUGAGGUGUAGGACAUCGCCCCCCCCCCAUGGUAGACCGCACUCCCCUCAUAGCCACAGUGCUCAUAUCCCGCUCACACAGAGUUGUGGACCCCCCUCUGUCGCCCCAUCUGCUCUGUGACACCCCGACUGUGCUCAUCUGCAGACUUUAAGACCUUUUGGGGAAGGCCUCCUCAUUGUGAUGUCAUGUGACUAGUAUCCGCCAUCUUAACCCCACAUUUAGGCUACAUCCAAUAUCCACAUUAACAUGCCUCUUGAAUGAAGCAAUUAGGCAUGUAUUCUAAGUGGGAUGCUAGUGUGGACAUUGGAACAUGGAAUUUGACUUUAGACAGAAUAGAUGUCAAUGUAGUCACAGACUCCGCCUCAUGAGUGAUAGACUCCUCCAUCACCCUAACAUUCACUGUCCUUGCAAUGCCAUCAUAUGGUGAUGUACGUAGGUGUAUGAAUGAAUGUUUAGACAAAAUGCCCACUGCAGCCUUGUAGACCUUCAGCAUCCAUGGAUCAGGAAAAAGGAGCACAUUUCAUAGUACACCACAGCUGAAAAUACCUCAGCUUUGCUCGGUACUACCCUAAACUACAUUUAAAUAGCUAAGACACGUACAUCAUUGUGCUCUGUAAAUUGGCUCUCAAUUGCUUCCUCCCCUCAUCUCCUUAACUUCGUCUGCACUGAUUGGAACGUGACAGGUAAAAACAAUAUGGUGCAAGAUCAUCAUUAGCCUGGCUUUCACCUGUUCAGUUCUUUCAGCUGCGUGCAAUGAAGGAGAGAAGGCAAGGAGUGGACAGACUUUUUAGACAAUUGAGAACGAGCCCAGUACUUGCUCAUGGCUACAAAGCCAGACAGAUCACUAGUGAAAGUAGGAGCUGUGAAAAGAGGUGAUUUUAGUAUAAAUAAUUGGUUUCCGGUAAUGUAGGUCAUUUUCUUGUCUCUUGAGUUCUUGGUUCGGCAACAGUUUAUGAAAUAUGUUCAUCAACAUUACGACAGCUCUCAUUAUGUUUUCAUUUCAAUUAUCCUUUUUUUAGAAAGCUAAUUUGAAUCCUUCAUUGAAUAAUGCAUUGUAUUUGGCUUGCCGUAUCGCCAGUCAUCUCAGGCUGCCUCACUUCUUUGUAGGAGAAAGUGGUGGUGUCUGGAUAAUGUCAACCAUAUAUUUUUUCAACAAUCAGAAACCUUUUUUUGCCUGGUUGUCAAUCUGUUUUGGCAUUAGUCAACUACUCUGCCGUUAUUAUGUUUGGUAGAGUCUAGCAAAGAUUAGGAAUAAGUCUAUGGGCAUACUGUAGACCAGGGUUAUUAUAACUCCACGCCAGGAGGAACUAAACACUUCUGGACUCUCUGGGCCAAUAAAUGACAUUAAUCAAUCAAUCAAUGAAUUGCUAGGUAGUAAUCAAAACCAGGAGCCCUUUGGCCCUUCAGGCAUGGAGUUGAAUAGUCCUGCAGACAGUAAACUAAGGACAACAACCAAUAGGUGAGCUGACUAAAACCAAAACUGACUUGACACCUAGGCUACCUCAAUGUGAGACUAGUAACAAAAUUCCAGAAACUUUCCCAAAGUUCCCAGGUUUUUCAGAAAUCCCACUUUGUGGAAGUUUCAGGAAUUUUGCAACCCUGAGUCUAGUUUGAGUAGUGCCAUGUUGUUAACCAUACUUCCUAACAUUCUUUCCCAGGAUUCCGAGGGUGUUGAGAUCAUGUUGGGCGUGUGCUCCAGUGGUCUUCUGAUCUACCGUGACCGCUUGCGCAUCAACAGGUUCGCCUGGCCCAAGGUCCUCAAGAUCUCCUACAAAAGGAAUAAUUUCUACAUCAAACUACGCCCUGGAGAGGUAAGCAUGUCAGCAUAUGGCCCUGCUGACAUGAAAGCACGUCACAUGAAAGAAAUGUCACGAUCCUGUUUCAUAUAUGUAGGUAGUAUGCACAUCACAUAGAAUGGCAUCACAUAGAACAGGGUUCCCCAACUGGUUUGGCCCACGGGUGGUUUUAUUUAAAUAAAUAAAUAGGCAAUUAAUUGUUGGACAUAAAAGACUGUAAAAACACCAGCAAAUCAGCUCCAAGUGAUUUUAAUUUAAGAAAUCAAUUCCUAAGUAUUCCCACGCAUAAUAGAGAGACACAUGGUCGUAUACAAAUGUAUGGAAGGUUUGAAAUUAUUAUGUUUUAGUCUAACAUUAUAUCUGUUUGGGCUUCUUGCGGUCAAUUUGCAGUCUAGAAAUCAUUUGUAAUUAUGUUCCGGCCCCCCCGACCAUCCCUGACAUUGAAUGACUCGUGUGUGUAUUCUUUCUGUAUGUUUUGUCGUCAGUUUGAGCAGUUUGAAAGCACAAUCGGGUUCAAGCUCCCCAACCAUAGGGCGGCCAAGAGAUUAUGGAAGGUUUGCGUGGAGCAUCACACCUUUUUCAGGUGAGACCUGGGCCAUCACAUCAAUGUGUAGACAUCUGCCAUUUCAGUGGAGGGUUUUGGAUGUAAAUCCAUAGUUAUUGUACAUUGUCUUGGUUAACUUCAUGCUGGGUUGGAACAAAAGCCUGCACACCCUGCUUCCCUCCAGGACCAUUUGCCCAUCCCUGCUGUAAUAGUGUGUCUUUCUUGACCUCUAGGUAGAUUAAUGUCUCCUCUUUGUUCUCUGCCCUCACCAUUCCUCUCUGUCCUCUAGGUUGGUGUCUACAGAAACUCACCCCAAGAAGUUCCUAAACAACAUUCCUCUGUGUCCUCUAGGUUGGUGUCUCCAGAAACUCCCCCCAAGAAGUUCCUAAACCUGGGUUCUAAGUUCCGCUACAGCGGAAGAACCCAGGCCCAGACGCGACGAGCGAGCUCCCAGAUCGUCCGCCCGGCGCCCCGCUUUGAGCGCUCCACCAGCAAGCGCUACAUCAUGUCGCGCAGCCUGGACGGAGGUUCGUAGUCCCGUCAACCUUUUUCUUUGAAGCGGUUAGGAAUGAAGGAGGAUUGUAUCACAUUUCUCCCCAUAGAGUUUGUGUUGGGGAAGUUAGCCUGAAAGCAUACUACAGGACAAAGCAAGCUACAGGACAUUAUUAAACAACCAAACCUAAAUCGUCACACUUAUGAAAAUCAUAUGUUGCCCUUGUCCUCAGUGUUCAUGUCCACACUUUUCUGAAGUAUUUGUUUCUAAGCUGUUCAAGUCAGAGGGAUUUACAGUAUCCAGAGAUGUUUUUACAUGCAUCUCAGGCACCAAUCAAUCAAUGCACCCAUCUGUCAUAAUGGUCAUACCACUGCACACCUUGUGACAUCUGUCAAUCAAUCACACUUGAUUUGGUCUUCAAAACCAUUGACAUUCACUCAAGUCCUCCUAGACCUGUCAUUGGCUUACAAGUGUCACUGGCGUGAAUAGGCAAUACUUUCCUUUGAAUAUCCCUAGAACGAUAGUUGAUAUUCUCCACAGAGCCAUUUUGGUCGCCGUUUGUCUUGAAAGUGGUCGCUUGCUUGUCAGCUUCAACAUUUCCUAGUCUAAAUGAAAGCUUAAGAGAACCUCCCUAAGCAGCCAUGCUAUGAAGUCUCUAAAGCCUCACUACGCCGCUCAGACUAAUUACAGUUUGUAGCCAUUGUUAUCCUCGCCGCUCUGCACUCACAAUGCCUUUUUAUCCCCUGAAAGCACCCAGUGCCGUCCCUCACUCCCCUGUCUUUAUCAACCAGUCCCAGACCAAGGGAAAUGUCCUUUAUUUUUCAAGCCAGCUCACAGAGGAAGCCGCAGUUAAAUGGCACGUAGUGACGACGGCUGUGUAUGAAGAGGGAAUCGAAAAGAUAGUUUAUUUAUUAUCGCCACAGGGAUUUACCAGGCGCCCCAUUGUGUUGUUUUGUCAUCUUCGCUUGACGAUGCACCCUCUGCUUUUGUUCUCCCCCGUUCACUGAAAAAAAUUAAUUCGUUUUUUUAUUUUAUUUAUGCCACCCCCCCCCCAUGUCAUAUCUGAGCUGUGGCAAAAAUCUGUCUGUUUGAAUGCAAAUGUUGCUGUCUCAUUUAGGGGUGAAGAGCUUUUUUGGCUGAAUUUCACUAGCUAACUGACGUGAAAGAGAGACUCGUCCAAUUGGCUGUGAUAUCAAUUGAAUAUGAGCCACCCUGGGGCCCAUAUUAGAUCAGUAUCAUUGGACCGAAAAGGCAACAUUGAUUUUUCUGUCUCAACUCUUCAUUGAUGGGAGAAAGUUGACUGUCUGUUCUCAUCCCAUCAGAAAGUGUAUCCAUUCAGUGUCUUAGUCUGAACAGAGGCUUUCAAUAACACUGUGAACCAGACAACUUACACAUUCUUUAACAUUCAUGUAUUCAAAUCCAUAGUCUACAAAAUUAUUAUAUAAACCAACAAUAUUCUCUCCCUCUUUCUCCCAAGUGAUCAGCUGACUACCUAAUGCUCAGCUUUGAAUAAUAUUAUGUGUCAUGUUAAUGUUGAAUCUUCCACCGUAAUAUUGAAUUUCUAUGCAAUCCUCCUCAGCUCCGCAGAGUACACCCAAAAGGAGUUCACCCAAUAGGAGUUCACCCAAAAGGAGUACACCCCAAAAAACUGUAUCACCGAGAAUUAAACCACCUGCUAGUUUAAACGGCACUAAACCAACAGGUAGAUAUUAUGCACUGUGUCUCUAUGUACGUGCUAACAGUAGAUGUAGCCCCUGAGCUAGCUAUGCCUGCUAGUUAAUGAUCCCAUCUCUGCUUCUUUCCUUUUCCUUUUUUCGACGGUAGCCAUUUUGUUUUGUAUUUUGGGCCCUGGUUACAGACACCCCUCGGUGCUGAUCAGGCUUGCGCUGCAUGCUCCCAUGCUGAUUGGGGGACUCCCCGCCUAGCAUGUGAACGUACCAUGGCCCUCCCUUCACAGCUGUUCUCUUCUAGUUGUUUGUUUGAAAAGAAAAUGGAGAAACAAUCCCAGCCUUGUUGUGUUAGCUUGGCCGCUAAUGGGUUAUGUGGCCUGGAUCUAUAAAGAGACUCAGCAAUCGCUCGCUCAUUCUCCCAGCUCGUUACAUUGAGUCAGAGUGCUUUUUGUGCCGUCACUGACGUAGGAGAUGGUACAAGUUAACCUAGAUACUCUGUGUUGUUGUUUUUAUCGCACUGCUUUGCUUUAUCUUGGCCAGGUCGCAGUUGUAAAUGAGAACUUGUUCUCAACUGGCUUACCUGGUUAAAUAAAGGUGAACAAAAAAAAAAAAAAAAAACAUCAAGUACUCUUUGGUUAAGAUAUGUGUUUUUCUGCCCUGAAUGAUAGAACACAGCUUAUUAGCUUUGUUUGGGUUCACGGCAGGGAUGCAGUGCAUGAUCUGUCUGAACUGACUCAUAGCAAUGAUGAAAUAUGAUCUUUUUCACCAGCACACCCAAUACCAUAUCAUCGGCCAACUGCAUAUUUUUUCCCCCCUUUCUCGUUUAGGUUCUGACACGGUAGUUUUUAUGUUGGUAUUUAAGUGCAUGCGGUUUGAGCCUUUCAUUAUCAGUCAAUGGGAGGAAUUCAGCAGCUGCAGUCAGUUAGAGAAUGUUUGUAAGGCCGGCACAUAGAGGAGCUGAAAAAGACUGGUUAUCAGGGAUUGCUGUCUAUUGUAAAUUGAAAAUUGAUGAUGAGGGUAGUCACCCUAGCAUAAAAACCUCAGCAUGGAAACUGAUAGCAAUUGGUUUUUAUUGUGUGCCUUUUCUCAUAAAUCUGGAGCAUGGUAUUUUGUUAGGUGCUUACUGUUGUGACUGAAACCCUUGAUGAUAUCGAUUUUAAUAUAUAAUACUGCUUAUGAGAUGCUAUGAGCUUCUCAUUUCAAACCACAUAAUGAUUAUGGAGUAUUGGCUUUAAUUACAGAUCAAGGCUAAUAUCUGAAAGAAAGGCUCUGACGUUGAUAAUAAUAUUGUUAUUAUCAAUGGGAAUGGGAUUUAAUGCGUGUUUUUAGGUUUAUCUUCUAUGGUUGUGAUGACUAUGCUGAUACAACCUGCAGCAUAUUACAUUCACCCUCCAACCUGCAAACCUGCAAUAUUGUCUCAGUUAGAGGAAAAUGAUGAUUCCUUAAUGGAAAAUGAUGUGUGUGUGUGUGUGUAUGUGUGUGUGGGUAUGUGCGCGCCUGUGUGCGUGCGUGUGCGUGCAUGUGCAUCUAUGUGCAUGCUUCAGAGAUGGGCUCGGACCUAUACGGAAGGGCGAAGGGCAUUGCCGUGAGCGACCUCAUCACCACGGUGACACCGGAGAAAAAGGUGGAGGAGAGGAGGGCGGAGGAAGAGGUGGAAGUAGAGGUGCAGGUGGAGGUGGAGCUGGAGGAGGAGGACGAGACCACAAUAGCCACCGAGAUCUCUCAGCCAAGUCCAACCUCUCCCAUUCGACAUGACACCAAGGUAUAGUUCUCCACACCCAAUCAAUUAUCUCUGUCCUCAGUCCACCCCUGAGCUCUCUCUAUAAUACAUUCAAACAAAUUCCUCUGAGUGCCCAGAUUCCACUCUGAAAAUGAAAGCUGUUUAAUGCCGGAGCCCAGAGUGUAACCUAGCUAGUGCCAGCCAGAGCUAUUCUGUCAGACAGACUAGAGCCAGGUGGCCAUCAGUUUUCUAAGGUAGUGAAGCAGCACAUAUCUCAUUGUUUAGGAAUGGCGUCCUGUGCUUUUAUGCUCUGCCACGCUCUCUAUCAGGUAGGCAGGGCCAUGAUAACUCACUAAUGGAUAACUCCGAGUCCCCGAACCUGAACCGUCUCUACUCUGGCCGAAGGGCAACUUCAGAUCAGUGCCAGAAGACUCAGAGACAGGCAGGGCCAGACUAUUUCAAAUGUAGAAAUUAAAAGGGCUUGUUUAGAUGUGCUGUUCAUUCGUUGUGCAUAUUGAUGACGAGGAGCUAAAACUGAAUAAACUUUGGCAGAUGUAAUGUCUAUAGUUACUAGUUACCUAGGAGAAGAGUUCUUAGUAGAGUCAUAAUGUUUAUUGUGAAAGGGCAAACUGUUAACUGUAAUUGAAUUUGUGAGGAAAAUUGAUAAGGCGGGAGAGCAACCUCAAACUGGUGGAGUCAUCUGUAAUAUAUUUUAAUGAAAUGAUGUUGACAUAGGUCGUCUGAAUAUGUUUUAAUGCAUUUCCUGUUGUUUUUUACCCCGAAAAUGGUUUAUCGUCACUACUUUGUUGAACCUCUUUGCUAAUGGCUAAUGUUUGGGUAAAUAUGAGAUCUGGGUAAUCCUACAUUCAACCCUAACAACCACAGUUCUCUUUCUCCUCACGCUUUUCCAUUGGAUGUUCUAUUGUUGUGUUACUACUAAACAGACUGAACUGACAGACACUGGGGUCGAUGGCGAACUGACAGCCACUGAGGUUUGUAACAUGGGUAGUCACUAGUCACCUCAACUCUCAUCUCUUCUUGUAGAAGUCUUACGUUCUUUAGUUUCACAUUUCUAUUUCAACAAUAUCGGAUUGUCUGAUUAUCCAUUCAAUGCAUUGUUAUUUGAUAGUUUCUCUUAUAAGCUAUAACCUGUUGUGUUAUAUUCCUGUUUUGAAAUCAAAUUCCCUCUCUGUGCUUCCCAUGCUGCCAGUCGGACCAAGAGGAUGAGUCUGAGUUAAAGACACAGGUAUACUAACUAGUGUAUGGUGCCUUAACACUCAUUUCAUCCACAGCUCGUCAAACGACCAUUUCAUCCACAACCUGUGAACCCGGGAUUCAAAAUCACUGUAGGCUCCACAAUCAAGACCUGCAAUCUAUGAGGAGAUAUGGAUUUUAUAUGCAAUAACAUCUAAAUUACUGUCAUUUCCUUUCCAGAACAGUUUCAUAAGGCGAAUAAAGGGAGAGAAUGUGUUUGUCAGACAUAGUGUGCUGAUGUUAGAGGUUGGUACAGUAUGGAACGCCAGUCUAGUGCAUGGUGAUUGGUGACGUUUUGGUCAAGGACUAGGUUUGGACAGUAACAGUGGAUUUCCCAUUUUGACCAUAAUAACAUAUUGUUUUGAACUGUCCAAUGUUGAUUCACUAGCUAACAUACUUAGUAAGCACAGAGUGUUUUGGGGUGAUUUCGUUUUUUGCUGUAAUACAUUAACAUGAGAUGCUAGAUUGGGAGUUAUUGCUUAUAAAUAGAGAAUAAGAUGAAUUAAGGUUCAAUUGAUGUCUAUUAAUAUUUCUUUACAAAGAGUUGAAUCCUAACUUUCACUUCAGUCAAAAUUGUAUUUGUUCAUGCAUUGAUGUCAAUGUGAGACAUUUAUGAUUCACCACAAAAUGUGGAUAAUUCAUAAGUACACAAGAGUGGCAAAUGCAUUGCAGUGUUCUUUUGAAUGCAUGUUCUGCCUGUUUCGGCUAGAUUAUGAUAUUAUACUGUAUAUUCAGCUCAUUACACUUCACCUGUGAAUAUAAUAUAAACAGACAUGAAAUUAAUGGAUAUUAUAUUUGUCAAUCUGUCACCAAGACGAUACUUAGGCAUGCUACUUCAGUAGCAGCACACAAGCGGCACUCACAAAGAUUCAGAACCGUAAUUUGCAAGUGGAGGAGUCUCACAAUACACCGUUGAUUUUCUAUUGCAUUUGCAUUGCAGAACUCAUUCACUACCUCAUUUUGUUUUUAAAGGAUUGGUUUGUAGCUUGCUGAUUAGCGUCCAGUAGCAUGAUUUUUUCAAUAGAAUGUUAUUUUCAGUAUUGUUCAAAACAUGGACAUACUGUAAAUGUUAAACAGCCUUAAAGAAGACGACACAACACUACUAUGUUAAAUUGAUAUCCAUACACAUUUAACAUUUAAACUCUAGAAUUAGCAGUAGCAUCAGUCAAAUGACUUAUUCUUCUCUUUCUGUUCCUCAGGACACAGUGGGCACACCGGAGGAGCUGUUGAAACACGCAACCAACAUCAGCGAGCUCAAGAGGUCGUUCCUGGAGAUGUGUGCAGACACGGCCGGCCUCACCGAGUGGGAGAAGAGACUAUCCUCGUCCCCCCUGCGCUCGCCGCGUCUCGACGAAGCCCCUAUGAUCGAACCACUGGAGCUCGAUGAAGUACCGGUAAGUUCACUUUCAAAUCGGAGAGGGACAGAAUAGAGGGGGGGGGGGGACAUCCAUAUAGUGUUUAGAGACCCCUGUGUUUUAAUAAAACAUUUAGUAGAACCUCAGUGGGUGAAAACACGUAAAAUUACAAAUCUGGUAACAUGUAAUCCAUCGGUGGCCAUUAUGCUGCCUUUUGUUCCAACCUUGCAAUAACACACCUGAUUCUACUAAUCAGCUGCUCCUUAGCUCCUUGAUACGCUGAAUCAAGUUUUUUUUAAACUAAUGGAUGUACAGACACUACUAUCCUGACAUAAAGAUAAAUAACAUCCUUGCUUUUGAUAGGACAUGAUUUGAAGGUUGAGAUGUGUCUGCUGCAGUGUGAGAAGUUAAGAGAUGUGUCUGCAGGAGUGUGAGAAGGUUGAGAUGUGUCUGCUGCAGUGUGAGAAGGUUGAGAUGUGUCUGCUAGAGUGUGAGAAGGUUGAGAUGUGUCUGUUGGAGUGUGAGAAGGUUGAGAUGUGUCUGCUAGAGUGUGAGAAAGUUGAGAUGUGUCUGCUUGAGUGUGAGAAGGUUGAGAUGUGUCUGCUAGAGUGUGAGAAGGUUGAGAUGUGUCUGCUAGAGUGUGAGAAGGUUGAGAUGUGUCUGCUAGAGUGUGAGAAGGUUGAGAUGUGUCUGCUAGAGUGUGAGCACAGGUUGUUUAGGGGGAAAGAGAUUAAUGAGAUCCCUCCUCUCCUUGUCAUGUCUCAGGAGACUGGGGCCUCUACCGUGUCUCCUUGAAAAGCUACUCAAUAAUUCAUACAGGUGGAGGAGGGUGCUUAACACCCCGCUACUGUAGAUAGAGGGACAAAUGUUACGAAAGAACCGCUGCCUCAUUAUAACAUGUGACAUCUAUACCCUUCCUUCUCCAGUGACAUUUUCAAGUAGCUACCAAGCAUCAACCUGUUUUUCAAUGGAAGUUAAGCCACUAUAAAAGGAAGUGAUUCCAAUGGAGCUCCUUGAUGCAGCCAAAAAGUGUAGGCUACAAUAUCCAACCAUUGAAGCUAAAAGUAGAUACAAGGAGCGCUCGUUGAAAGUACCAGGGUGACAUCAGUAUAGGGCUCGAUUGAUUUUUAGCAGCCUGGCCUGUGAAUGAGUAAUACAUCCUUGUGCUGUAACCUUGCCAAACGGAGGUGGGAAAGAGAGACUCAAGGAAGCAAGCAUCCUCCUCGACUAACCAUUUUAGCAGGGCUAAAAUAAUUUCCCCCCCUAUUGCUAUGGAAAAGCAUGCAGGGACUUCAAAAGGGAGAAGAAACCCCCACCCCUCUGCAUGCAGUGUGUGUGUGUGUGUGUGUGUGUGUGUGUGUGUGUGUGUGUGUGUGUGUGUGUGUGUGUGUGUGUGUGUGUGUGUGUGUGUGUGUGUGUGUGUGUGUGUGUGUGUGUGUGUGUGUGUGUGUGUGUGUGUGUGUGUGUGUGUGUGUGUGUGUGUGCGCGUGCGUGCGUGCGUGUGUAAACAUCAAGCAGUCGGGAGAAUGGCAAUGAUGAUGUAACCAGGGAAAGGAGAUUUUUUUAUUCAUUCAUGUAGCAGCGACGAUAGCAUAUUUCUGCCAGUAUUUAUUUGUGAUUAAAGUAAGUGUGGAAAGGAGCCAAUUCACCCCUCAUCCAAGUCUUGCAACCUUGAUUAAUUCUUUAUUUGUGAGCUACUGGAAGAAGAGGGAAUGUGUCUGCAGAGAAUGUUCUCAUUAAUCCAGACCAAUAUCUCUGUUAUGAACCUCAGAGUGUGAGUUUGUUUGGAGAGAUACUUAAGUCCCAUAGUUACACGCUGUUGUGCCAUGUUUUAUGGAAAUCUCAUAUCACACACACUCUUAUCAAACAGAAUGAGUAAUGAUAUCAGUAAUAGGAUGCAGCCCACAUGCACACGCCUCAAAGCUACUUUCCAUUCUAGUUCAUUCAUGCCGGGCUGUUUGUUUAUGUCUUGUUUUUAUUUUCUAUUCAUGUAGAGCAAAGAGGAUGAGAGAGCCAUGGCUGCAGGCAGUAGCAUUGAGGAGGAGAUCAAUCACAGCCCUGUGGAUACUAAGACUACUGUGGUAGGUAGCCAGGAUAUCAAUCACAGCCCUGUGGAUACUAAGACUACUGUGGUAGGUAGCCAGGAUAUCAAUCACACUACAUACUGUAUACACUACCGGUCAAAAGUUUUAGAACACCUACUAAUUCAAGGGUUUGUCUUUAUUUUUACUAUUUUCUACAUCGUAGAAAAAAAGUGAAGACAUCAAAACUAUGAAAUAACACAUAUGGAAUCAUGUAGUAACCAAAAAAGUGUUAAACAAAUACAAAUAUAUUCUAUAUUUGAGAUUCUUCAAAUAGCCACCCUUUGCCUUGAUUACAGCUUUGCACACUCUUGGCAUUCUCUCAACCAGCUUCAUGAGGUAGUCACCUGGAAUGUAUUUCAAUUAACAGGUAUGCCUUCUUAAAAGUUAAUUUGUGGAAUUUCUUUCCGUCCUAAUGCAUUUCAGCCAAUCAGUUGUGUUGUGACAAGGUAGGGGGGGGGGGGUAUACAGAAGAUAGCCCUAUUUGGUAAAAGACCAAGUCCAUAUUAUGGCAAGAACAGCUCAAAUAAGUAAAGAGAAACGACAGUCCAUCAUUACUUUAAGACAUGAAGGUCAGUCAAUACGGAACAUUUCAAGAACUUUGAAAGUUUCUUCAAGUGCAGUCGCAAAAACCAUCAAGCGCUAUGAUGAAACUGGCUCUCAUGCGGACCGCCACAGGAAUGGAAGACCCAGAGUUACCUCUGCUGCAGAGGAUAAGUUCAUUAGAGUUACCAGCCUCAGAAAUUGCAGCCCAAAUAAAUGCUUCACAGAGCAAUGAACAUUAGAUGGGUGGAAAUGUGUCCUUUGGUCUGGAGUCCAAAUUGGAGAUUUUUGGUUCCAACCGGCGUGUCUUUGUGAGUCGUGGUGUGGGUGAACGGAUGAUAUCUGCAUGUGUAUUUCCCAUCAUAAAGCAUGGAGGAGGAGGUGUUAUGGUGUGGGGGUGCUUUGCUGGUAACACUGUCUGUGAUUUAAUUAAAAUUCAAGGCACACUUAACCAGCAUGGCUACCACAGCAUUCUGCAGCGAAAUGCCAUCCCAUCCGGUUUGGGCUUAGUGGGACUAUCAUUUGUUUUUCAACAGGACAAUGACCCAACACGCCUCCAGGCUGUGUAAGGGCUAUUUUACCAAGAAGGAGAGUGAUGGAGUGCUGCAUCAGAUGACCUGGCCUCCACAAUCCCUCGACCUCAACCAAAUUGAGAUGGUUUGGGAUGAGUCGGAUCGCAGAGUGAAGGAAAAGCAGCCAACAAGUGCUCAGCAUAUGUGGGAACUCCUUCAAGACUGUUGGAAAAGUAUUCCAUGUGAAUCUGGUUGAGAGAAUGCCAAGAGUGUGCAAAGCUGCCAUCAAGGCAAAGGGUGCCUACUUUUUUGGUUACUACAUGAUUCCAUAUGUGUUAUUUCAUAGUUUUCAUGUCUUCACUAUUCAUCUACAACGUAGAAAAUAGUAAAAAUUAAGAAUAUCCUUGAAUGAGUAGGUGUUCUAAAACUUUUGACCGGUAGUGUAUAUGCUGGUUCAGCUAUCUCUAUUUGAUUGGAAAACCUUCAUCUCUGCUGCUUGGUUAGAUUACUAUGAAUUAUUAACGUGUCUUACACAUUUAACCGAAGAUCCAUAUGGGAGUGUAGGACUAGAAUCCUAUGUUAUUCAUUGUCAGCAGUGGAUGACAACAUACAGUGGGGAAAAAAAGUAUUUAGUCAGCCACCAAUUGUGCAAGUUCUCCCACUUAAAAAGAUGAGAGAGGCCUGUAAUUUUCAUCAUAGGUACACGUCAACUAUAUGACAGACAAGUUGAGAAGAAAAAAAUCCAGAAAAUCACAUUGUAGGAUUUUUAAUGAAUUUAUUUGCAAAUUAUGGUGGAAAAUAAGUAUUUGGUCACCUACAAACAAGCAAGAUUUCUGGCUCUCACAGACCUGUAACUUCUUCUUUAAGAGGCUCCUCUGUCCUCCACUCGUUACCUGUAUUAAUGGCACCUGUUUGAACUUGUUAUCAGUAUAAAAGACACCUGUCCACAACCUCAAACAGUCACACUCCAAACUCCACUAUGGCCAAGACCAAAGAGCUGUCAAAGGACACCAGAAACAAAAUUGUAGACCUGCACCAGGCUGGGAAGACUGAAUCUGCAAUAGGUAAGCAGCUUGGUUUGAAGAAAUCAACUGUGGGAGCAAUUAUUAGGAAAUGGAAGACAUACAAGACCACUGAUAAUCUCCCUCGAUCUGGGGCUCCAUGCAAUGACCUGUGUCAUUGCCAACAAAUGGUAUAUAACAAAGUAUUGAGAAACUUUUGUUAUUGACCAAAUACUUAUUUUCCACCAUAAUUUGCAAAUAAAUUCAUAAAAAAUCCUACAAUGUGAUUUUCAGGAGAAAAAAAAUCUCAUUUUGUCUGUCAUAGUGUCACACCCUGGCUCUGGGGACUCUAUAUGUUGAGCCAGGGUGUGUAGAUUCAUUGUGUUUUUGUUCUAUGUUCACAGUCUAGUAUUGUAUUUCUAUGUUGGCCAGAGUGGUUCCCAAUCAGAGGCAACGAGUGUCAGCUGUUGCUGGUUGUCUCUGAUUGGGAGCCAUAUUUAGACAGGCUGUUUUCCCACAGGUGUUGUGGGAUCUUGUUCCUUUUGGUUUGUUCCGUGUUGGUUGUUUAACCUAGGACGUCACGUUAUUCAUUUAUUGUUUUGUUCGUGUUAUCACUUUGGAUAAUAAAGUAUGUUUGCCUUCAACGCUGCGCCUUGGUCUACUCCGUUCAACGAUCGUGACAGAAGAUCCCACCAUACCAGGACCAAGCAGCGUGUCCAGGAGCAGGCAGCCUGGACGUGGGAACAGAUAUUGGACGGGCAGGGGUCCUGGACCUGGGAGGAAAUCCAGGCCGGGAUGGAUCGCCGUCCAUGGAAGGAAAUGGUGGAGGCGCGACGGAGAGAGGAGCAACGGCGUCAACAGGGUCGUCGUCGGACGGACGAGAGGCAACCCCAAAUAAAUUUUAGGGGGGGGCACACGGCAUGGGCGACGGGGCAGCAGGAGGCAGCUACAGGGCGUAUUAGGAGGUUAGGUGAGGAGGCCACCAGGUUAAGGGGGCUAUUGGUCCAGAGGGAGCAGGAAUUAGUGGUUCAGAGGGUGGAGCUACUGGAGGCGAUAAGGGAGAAGGUGAGAGUAGAGGCACGGCGAGAGGAACUGUGUAGGCAGCUGAGGGAGCGGAGGGUUAUGACGAAACCCAGUCCCGCUCCUCACACCAAGCAAGUGGUGUGCGUCACCAGUCCGGUCCGGCCCGUACCUGCUCCCCGCACUAAGUUGAUGGUGCGCGUCGCCAGCCCGGCCUGUUCCUGCCCCUCGCACCAAGCCUACGGUGCGCGUCGCCAGCCCGGCCCGGCCUGUUCCUGCUCCCCGCACCAACCUAAUGGUGCGCGUCGCCAGCCCGGCCCGGCCUGUUCCUGCCCCUCGCACCAAGCCUACGGUGCGCGUCGCCAGCCCGGCCCGGCCUGUUCCUGCUCCCCGCACCAAGCUAAUGGUGCGCGUCGCCAGCCCGGCCCGGCCUGUUCCUGCUCCCCGCACCAAGCUAAUGGUGCGCGUCGCCAGCCCGGCCCGGCCUGUUCCUGCUCCCCGCACCAAGCUAAUGGUGCGCGUCGCCAGCCCGGCCCGGCCUGUUCCUGCCACUCGCACCAAGCCUACGGUGCGCGUCGCCAGCCCGGCCUGGCCUGUUCCUGCCACUCGCACCAAGCCUACGGUGCGCGUCGCCAGCCCGGCCCGGCCUGUUCCUGCCACUCGCACCAAACCUACGGUGCGCGUCGCCAGCCCGGCCCGGCCUGUUCCUGCCACUCGCACCAAACCUACGGUGCGCGUCGCCAGCCUGGCCCGGCCUGUUCCUGCCACUCGCACCAAACCUACGGUGCGCGUCGCCAGCCCGGCCCGGCCUGUUCCUGCCACUCGCACCAAACCUACGGUGCGCGUCGCCAGCCCGGUCCGGCCCGUUCCUGCUCCACGCACCAAGCCAGGGGUGCGCAUCGUCAGCCCGGUACGGCCCGUUCCGGCUCCACGCACCAAGCCAGGGGUGCGCAUCGUCAGCCCGGUCCGGCCCGUUGCUGCUCCACGCACCAAGCCAGGGGUGCGCAUCGUCAGCCCGGUCCGGCCCGUUCCUGCUCCACGCACCAAGCCAGGGGUGCGCAUCGUCAGCCCGGUCCGGCCCGUUCCUGCUCCACGCACCAAGCCAGGGGUGCGCAUCGUCAGCCCGGUCCGGCCCGUUGCUGCUCCACGCACCAAGCCAGGGGUGUGCGUCGUCAGUCCGGCACAAUCCGUGCCUGGGUCACCGGUGCCUGGUCAGGUACCGGUCAGCUGCUCCACACCGGAGCUUAAGCAAUCCGCUCCUACGAUGUCCAGUCCAGCUCCAGCCAGCGGGGCCAGACCGGACCAGGGGCGCUACGGGGGGAUUAUUGGAGGGUGGUGGGCAAGCCCGGAGCCGGAACCGCCUCCGAGGAGGAAUGCCCACCCAGCCCUCCCCUGUUUGGUUUAUGUUAAGGCGCGGUCGCAGUCCGCGCCUUUGGGGGGGGGUACUGUCACACCCUGGCUCUGGGGACUCUAUAUGUUGAGCCAGGGUGUGUAGAUUCAUUGUGUUUUUGUUCUAUGUUCACAGUCUAGUAUUGUAUUUCUAUGUUGGCCAGAGUGGUUCCCAAUCAGAGGCAACGAGUCAUAUUUAGACCGGCUGUUUUCCCACAGGUGUUGUGGGAUCUUGUUCCUUUUGGUUUGUUCCGUGUUGGUUGUUUAACCUAGGACGUCACGUUAUUCGUUUAUUGUUUUGUUCGUGUUAUCACUUUGGAUAAUAAAGUAUGUUUGCCUUCAACGCUGCGCCUUGGUCUACUCCGUUCAACGAUCGUGACACAUAGUUGACGUGUACCUAUGAUGAAAAUUACAGGCCUCUCUCAUCUUCUUAAGUGGGAGAACUUGCACAAUUGGUGGAUGACUAAAUACUUUUUUCCCCCACUGUAGGUCUACUGUAAAUUAGCUAUACGUAGAGACCGGUUGUAAAGAGCCACUGAACACGCCGAUUGGCACUGUGUUUUUCUGUUGCUCAUUAGAAAACAAAAUGUCAGUCUUGGAGGUGUGUUUCCUGAACGAUUCAGCGUUUGGUGAAACAUGUUUGUCCCCGAUGAGACACAGCCUAUUUCACUUGUUCAAAAUCCCCUGAAUGAAUCUAAGUUAACUCAAGAAAUCUAUAAUUAAUUUUGACGUUUUUGACGAGGAUGUUUUAGUUUUAGUUUAAUUUUACAACUAACUAAGGUGUUUUGUGCAGUAUUUCUCAAUUUAAAAAAUGCACGACAUGUUGUCUUAUGUAAACAAAAUCGGGCUGCUGGGCAGGUCUGUCUCAUUGUCUAUGCUAUUGGAUAGAGAGCAAUCACCGCAGCUGUUCACCCCAUGUUAGUGCGCAAAUGGACAUUGUCAAAUCAAAACCCAACCUUCAUUUACCCGUUGUGACGCACGGAUGUUCCAAACACCGUUUUAGACAACUUACUUUAUGACCAAAAUUAUCCUAUUUACACUUUGUAGUCAAUUUUAAUACUAGAAUAACUCUUUCUGACUCAUAUCGAUGCCACAUUGGCCAUUUUCAAAAGGAUUUGUUGCUUUUUAAAGGCAGUCACUCUUUAACAACACACUAGCAACUAAGAACUGUGAUCUAUGUUGCUGUCUAUGUUCAUAUUGUCUAUGAUCUAUGUUGCUUGCAAGUCUAAAGUAGCUGCUUUAAGAAUUGCUCUUCUUGGGACUGCCACUGGAAGUCCUUCUCCCCCAUUGAACUGCAGGUUGGCAUUUAUUUUCAUGAAUAUUUCCCUGGAGGCAGCGCUGCAGAGUGGUCACUAGUCUUUUUUUUGUUUUUUAAACCUAACCCUAACCUUAACCACACUGCCUACCCUAAUGUCUAACCCUAACCUUAAAUUAUGCCUAACCCAAAUUGCCUAAUCCAAAUUUUUGUUUUCAUGAAUGUUUACGAUAUAGCCAAUUUUGACUUUACAGCUGGCCCAUCUAGUGGAAAUCGCUCAGUUCUGCCUCCAGGGAAAGAUUCAUUACAAUAAACGUCAACCUGCAAUUGAACUGGCUAACCCCAGUCUUUGUAUGUAUCUUGUAUGUAGGAUUCUGACGGGUGGGUAAUAGUAAGUAAAGUCCCUCCUAAGGUAUCCGAAAAGAAAAACAUUGUCAACUAUAAAGUUAUGACCGUCACUAACACUGUGGCUGAAGGAGCGCUCGCCGGCACCAGUGGUGGCGUAAUCGGCAAGGAGUUGAAACCGUAUGAGAGCUUCCACAGCGAACUCACCUCCAAAACCGAGGAGAUGAGAGAGAAGAACUAUACCCUGGGCAAGUCCUACGACACCAUGUCAGGCAAGAUCGUCACCAUGACAACACGGGCCAAAGAUGGCGGGGAGGCGGCGGCGGCUGCUCCGGCGGUGUUCGCCAGGGAGCUGAAGAGGGCGGCAGACCAAUCCACCACCACAGUGAAGAUCAUCCCGGUGUCGACUGAGUAUGAGAUGCCAGUGUUGGUCCACAUGGGUCUCCCGCCCCAGGAGGGAAUCGGACCCCCCAUGAUUACCAUCAAGGAGGCCAGGACGCCCUCUCCAUCCGAGCCCAGUGACGGUGCGCUGGGCCUGGGCGCCAUGCGGACCGUGGUGUCCAUCCACUCCAGCCAGGACAUCAGUGAUGCCGCAAGGGCGGACAGCAGGAAGCAGCUGAGGGAGACUUUUCUCCUGGGAGACAGGAGCACCACCCCUGUUGCGCCUCACACGCCACUCUCGCCGCGCUCCCCCAUGGCCAAGUCACCUAUGGCAAAGUCUCCCAUGACAAUGCCCAAGCCUCCAACAGCGGAUCUGCGUCUGAGCCCCGGCCCCGUGUCCUAUCUAUCCAGAACCCCAUCGCCCUCCAAAGUGGUAGGAUGAUAUGACACCCCUCCCCCAAAAAUGCCUGAAGCCCCCCCCCCCCCAUCCAUACCCAAAAUUUAUUUUUUAAAAGCUAGUCCCGCCCCUGUCUGCCUGGUCUUCGUAUCUACUGCAACAAGGCCAGACCCGGAGCUGUUUUGCACUCGACUGAAUGCUUGGGAGUCUCUUUCUUUCUAUCGUUUGCUCUUUUUAGUUGGACACAAAUCCCUUAGCCACGGUAUUUGGUGUAAUUUGUUCACUGCUUUCCUAAGCCAAACUUGCUGCCUCAUGGGCACUGGCGUUUGUUUACCCCUUUCAUUUCGAUUUAUAAAUGAAAAUCGGGUUUCGUUUUAAGCUGGUUGCCUAUGCUGCUAGCCACACCAAAUGAAUGCUUUACACUUUGGCUUAUGGUACGGUACGGUAUACUAUGGUUUGUAUGCCACUGACUGCUUCAGCCCUGCCACUUUUAAUUUGACUUCCCUUGGUAUGCACUCUCUGAACUCUCGGCUGCUUGAUCUGAGAUGAUGAUAUGGGCCCUAUUCAUAAGAGGAGACAUCCUGACUCACAAGACAUACUUGUCUGUCUCAUCUAUUGCCUUUGUGACUGACAUUCUCAAGAGAUGAAAGCCAAAUACUGAGCUGCCAUUAGGUCCCCCUAGCAAAGUUGAUGAAAGCCAAAUACUGAGCUGCCAUUAGGUCCCCCUAGCAAAGAAUUGCUGACGAUGCUCCACUCUUUUGUAGAAGUGCUAUAAAUGUAUAAAAGCUCUAGUGAAGUGAUUGACAUGUCACAGGGUGGUGUUUCUAUCAAUUGCUCAGAAUAGUGUAAUAUAGCAUACAAACAUGGAUUAAAAACCAAAUUGAUAAACACUGGCAUUUUAGCAUAUUCUGACACAAGUUGAUCACUUUAAACCAUUGAAAUCACUCUAGGUUGUGAUUGAUAGAAUACUUUAAGAGUACUUAAGAAUUAAAUCUUAACAUUUCGUACAAACCCAAUCUUCUCAAACCCAAUCUUCUAAAAUCAAUCUUCACCUCAAUGCUCUUAUGAAUAAUCCCCACCAACCCCCGUCCCCUGAGCUUGUGUCUGGGGAUUGUGUCAAAGGCCUGUCUGUCUCUCUGUCUCUCCUCCUUUGUAUGUACAGUAUCUAACUGUGUGUGUGUCUCUCUUCUACUCCUGUGUAUGUGUGUACUCCACAUCUCUCUGUCUGCUCAGCCUAAGCCAACCUUUGAGGAGAUGUCCCCGGAGCUCACCGCUCUCUUACAGUCAGCCCGAUAUCAGACCAGCACGCAGGGUUGGACUGCCUCGCCUGCCCAUAGUCAGGCCCUGCUCAAGGUGGCCUCUUAUGCCCUAUGGACAAUAUACAACUUAACAAAUGGGAUAAUAGCAGUGGUAGUGCAUGCAUAUCAUUUAUUUGAUUUGAUUUCAACUUUAUGUAUACAGGUUAUUCACAUUGACAUAACAUCUCUUUUGUUAGAGACCUGUUCAGUAUCUAUACUGUUUGUCCCUGAUGUGUUUGUCCUUGUUGGUGAGGAAAUGUUGUCGCUGUAGCCACUAUGUUGUCUGUCAGGCAUUUCUGUCAUCGCCCCUUGCCUGUUCCCUGUCAGUCCGUCCGUCCUUCCUCCCGAUCAUUAAAACAGAGGACAGGUUUAUGAGGACACAUGGUUUGUCUAGACAGAGGCACCACAUGGUCCUCCGACUUUAUUAAGGAGGAAUGUGAGGGCAUUAUCCAGCCGCAUAUUUGAUUUUGCAACCCUACUCCACUUUUAGAACAUAUCGUUACCUGAAAGUGGAAAACAAAGCGAUCAUGCAAUGCACCCAAUUUUAAAUGACAACAUGCAUUCAGAAGAUCACAUCGUUACUAACAUAUAAAGUAACCCAUUCCUGCUGUAUGGAAGCAGAGUCGUGCUAUUUCUCUUUGUUUUAGCAUUUGAUUCCAUACUAGGCCUACAGUAUAUUGAAGUGCACACACAGGUUCAAGAAGACUGACUGUGACGUCUUGUUUGUUUCCUUUGCUAGACAACAGAGAAGAUGGAGCGGAUCAUGCUGCAGACAGAGGUGGUAUCAUCCCAGCAAACAGAAGAGGUUGAGGAUCAGCUGAAAGAACAGCCGGCAGAGGACCAGGAGCCGCCGGUCGAGAAACAGCCUGAGCAGCCUGAGCAGGUAGAGACAGACUCAUUGGGAGGGAUAGAGGACGAUAGGCCUCAGUCCGUGUUUGGGUUUACAGGGACGCGCAUGCAUGAUGAUGACUCGGACGACUCGGACACGCCCAGCGAGGCGAGUGACACUAGCGGAGGCGCUAGUAUAGCCUCCACGGAGCCUACCCUAACUGCCAUGGCCCAGGCCGCCGUGGACGAGGCUGUAGGGGCGGCGAUGAAGCAGACGGAGGCUGAGGAGGAAACUCCAGGUGGAGGCCUGGGGCUGGACAGUCAGUCGGAGGGAGAGGUGUCAGCAGGCUCAGGUGGAGGCCUGGGGCUGGACAGUCAGUCGGAGGGAGAGGUGUCAGCAGGCUCAGUCUCAGAGGAGGAGAAAGAGAACAGCCAGGACUGGAGAGGGCGCUUUGUGCCCCCCUCCUUCAUGCCCCCCUCUCCUACAGGAGCAUCCUGGCAGAGUCUCAGUGGGGAGGUAGCUGCUGCUAGAGCUCACUCAGAGGUAACACCCCAAAGAGCCCCAACAUUUUCCCUAGUUGUCCAGUAGUACCUCCUCAUAAAGUGCCCUAUCCUCAACUCUCCUUCCCAAAGCUAGCUGAAACUACCCGUCUCACAUUCCUUUUUGCCAAUGCUACUUAGAAAGUGCUCAAUCUAUCCGAGUCUUACCCUCCCAAUCACCUGUAAUAUCACUCGAAAGCGGCUCCCAAAAAUGAUCCCAAUAUUGGCCUCCCGUUUACCUAUAAACCCAAUAAGCAGUAUUACCACUGGAUAAGCUACACAUCUCUCCCAGUCCUGCCCCUCCUCUUCACCAAUAAUAGCAGUCAGCCAUUACAGCCUGUGGAGCUGUGUGUGGUGAUGUGCAGGUGGGGAAAAUAAUGUCCCGGUUUCCUGUUUCCUGUCCUUGUUUCUGCCCACUGGGUUUUCUAUUGGAAAUCAUUACCCUGGCCAGGCAGGCUGUACAUACUGCAAGCUGCAGAUACAAGCUACUGUAUGUAUUACCAAGUAGCAGUAUUGAAAACUGUAGUGGAAGAUUGCAUAGAAGGAGGUCUGUGUGUGUGUCUGUGUGUGUGUCUGUGUGUGUGUGUGUGUGUGUGUGUUGUGUGUGUGUGUGUGUGUGUGUGUGUGUGUGUGUGUGUGUGUGUGUGUGUGUGUGUGUUCGUUCUUGGAGCGGCAAGAUAAACGUUACAUUCGAAUAUUUCGACCUGCACAUUUACACACAGUUUCACAUCGGAAAUGGUCCAUAUCCCUUCCUGACAGUAUUGCCUCAUUUCCCCAAUGUUCCCAUAGAUUACCUUUGUGGCAAUCAUGAGUGGCAAUAAUUGAAAUGUUUUAUGGACACGCGUCUAUGAGAAGCACAGAUUAAAUAGAUAGCAGUCUGCUGCUAUCAAUUAAGUUUUGAGUCCACAGCCAAUUUCAAUUAUAUGGACUGUUUCAGUGAAAGCAAACAGGAAUUGUUUAUAAAUACAUACAAUCCUGCCAUGUAGACCAAUUUGGCCUUCUCCAAAAUGAAUGAAUAGGCUUCCACACAUCCAAGUAAAGCUUCAGCUAAAUAAGACUUACUCAGUGGUGAACUGUGAUGAGUUCUGUCAUGCACGACUCAGACUGACUGAAGUGUAAAUCUCUUUACCUUUGUUCUUUGGUCAGGGUCCAAAAGGUACCUGGGUGAUGCACAGAAGUGUUGUAACCUCUUUCAUCAGGAAAAAAUGUUUUUGUUGUUAGUGUAAACGUUUGACAUUUUCUUUCUUUGUAACACAAAAUCCACCCUUAUUCUUAGCUUUGGGAUUUUAUGUUAUUAUUUGAUGGAAGAUUCAUUUAUUUCAUUUUGAAUAUUUUAUCAGAGAGAGCAUGCAUCUCAUGAAUGGUCCACAAUUAUUCAGACAAUCCUUAAAGGAAAAAUCCACCCAAAACCACGCAUUCCUAUAAUUUACAGUGUUAAAUAACACUAAUAUGUGAGAACAAUAUUUUUUGUGAACAAAUUUUUUAUUUUGUCGUUAUAAUAAGGUUUGUAGCAACAUGUAAAAAUCGUUAUGGAAAUCUGUUGCAGCUUAAGUCGACUACAAAACCUACAAUGCAAUGCUCUCUCUAAGGGCUGGCUGGCUGGCUAGCUACAAUAAUACCAAAGUCAAUAUCAGCAUGUGAAGUAGCUAGUUAGCUGUAAAAUCGCCUAAACAAAAUGCACUGUCAAUUUAGGUGUUAACAAUCUCACCAUGUUCAACCUGCAGAUCGAGGUGCCUCACAGAGUCUGACAUUCACAAUGGCCAUGCAACGGCACCAUGCAAUGCAUCCUGGACUGAAGAGGCAGACAAAUAGGAGAAAUGUACUAGACCCUCUGUUAAACUUCACAUUUCUUGAGGUAGGAAUAUCGCUAAAAUAUGAUCAAUGGCUCGUUCGAAAGAAGACAACCUCCUGCGUUAUGACAUCGGCCAGUAUUGAAAUCUGACAUGUAUGAUAGACGUUUUCACGAUCUAAAAGUCGUAUUCCUAUUAACUUCCAGUGUAGUGAGAGCGGCUUUAUCGCAGUGCUAUGUCAUACCAGCAGAAUUUCUGCCUGCUUGAACGGCAAUAGCUAAUAUACACAUGAAAACAUGAAAUGUCCCAGGGAAGCGAUAGAACAUCACUCAGAGAUGCACAAAAACAAUAUAACAUUCAAAAUGGGUGAAUCUUUCCUUUAAGAGUUUUUCCAUUUUCUUCUCCUGCAUUUUCUAUGACCUUCCAAUAAACUAAUUGCUUGUGUAUGACCUGUAGACAGACGGUGAAAUUCUAAUUGUGUGUGUGUGUGGUCAUGAACAUGUUUGUGCGUAGGGGUACACGAGCCUGUGGCCAUAAGGUAGAAAGAUCUCAUUUUCUGCACCGGUCUAAUUUUGUCUAUCUCUCCAUUUCACCCCUCUUCCUCUCUCUCAGUCAUCUGUGCUGGAGUCUCCAGAGGUCCUGAUCUUCAACAGGGCAGACGUGACGGAGGAGACUGAGACGCUGGUGACCCAGGAGGUACCUGGAAUACACACGGAAAUGAAAACCAUCACAUACCGGUCACUGGAGGUAAAGUUCCUCACAAAACGUCAGGGUUGUUCAGUCUCAUGCUCUAUACUGGUUCUUCUCAUAUACUCCAAUGUGCAUCUUUUUGACCUCAUUCAUUAGGGCAUACAAUAUAAAACCUUUUAAAAUGUUUUGAAACAGAAAACCAAAAUGAGCCCAGGGAGUUCCUCAUUGUUUUAGUCUGUUUUCUUCCGUUUGGUGCCUAAUGAACACGACCCUAUUCUUCUAUCCAAUGGAGAGGAUUAAUUGUGUCUGUUGUUCCAGGGCGACGCUGACACUGAUCCCGAGGCAGGGGUGUUGAUGAGCGCCCAGACCAUCACCUCAGAGACCACCAGCACCACCACAACCACACAUAUCACCAAGGUAGGUACUACCUGACCCGGCCUCAGGGGGCGCCACUGUCAUUCACCAUCAGCAUGAAUGAAUAGGGGCAUGAGUGAAUAGAGCAGGGAUCAUCAACUACACUGAACAAAAAUAUAAACGCAACAUGCAACAAUUUUAAAGAUUUUACUGAGUUACAGUUCAUAUGAGGAAAUCAGUCAAUCAAUUGAACUACAUUCAUUAGGUCCUAAUCUAUGGAUUUCACAUGACUGGGAAUACAGAUAUGUAUCUGUUGGUCACAGAUACAUUUAAAAAAGGUAGGGGCGUGGAUCAGAAAACCAGUCAGUAUCUGGUGUGACCACCAUUUACCUCAUGCAGCGUGACACAUCUCCUUCGCAUAGAGUUGAUCAGGCUGUUGAUUGUGGCCUGUGGAAUGUUGUCCCACACCUCUUCAAUGGCUGUGCGAAGUUGCUGGAUAGUUUUGGGAACUGGAACACGCUGUCGUACACGUCGAUCCAGAGCAUUCCAAACUUGCUCAAUGGGUGACAUGUCUGAUGAGUAUGCAGGCCAUGGAAGAACUGGGACAUUUUCAGCUUCCAGGAAUUGUGUACAGAUCCUUGUGUCAUGGGGCUGUGCAUUAUCAUGCUGAAACAUGAGGUGAUGGUGGCGGAUGAAUGGCACAACAAUGGGCCUCAGGAUCCCGUCAUGGUAUCUCUGUGGAUUCCAAUUGCCAUGGAUAAAAUGCAAUGGUGUUCGUUGUGCGUAGCUUAUCCCUUAUACACAACGUUGACAUCAGCAAACCGCUCGCCCACACGACACCAUACACGCCAUUUUCCCGGUAUAGUUUAAACCGGGAUUCAUCCAUGAAGAGCACACUUCUCCAGCGUGCCAGUGGCCAUCGAAGGUGAGCAUUUGCCCACUGAAGUCGGUUACGACGCCAAACAGUCAGGUCAAGACCCUGGUGAGGACGACGAAGCAGAUGAGCUUCCCUGAAACGGAUUCUGACAAUUUGUGCAGAAAUUCUUUGGUUGUGCAAACCCCCAGUUACAUCAGCUGUCCAGGUGGCUGGUCUCAGACGAUCCCACAGAUGAAGAAGCCAAAUGUGGAGGUCCUGGGCUGGCGUGGUUACACGUGGUCUGCGGUUGUGAGGCCGGUUGGACGUACUGCACAAUUUUCUUAAACGACAUUGGAGGCGGCUUAUGGUAGAGAAAUGAACAUUCAAUUCUCUGGCAACAGCUCUGAUGGACAUACCUGCAGUCAGCAUGCCAAUUGCACGCUCCCUCAAAACUUGAGACAUCUAAGCAUGUGCUUUUUUGUUGUGUGACAAAACUGCACAUUUUAAAGUGGCCUUUUAUUGGCCCCAGCACAAGAUGCACCUGUGUAAUGAUAAUACUGUUUAAUCAGCUUCUUGAUAUGCCACACCUGUCAGGUGGAUGGAUUAUCUUGGCAAAGGAGAAAUGCUCACUAACAGGGAUGUAAACAAAUUUGUGCAAAAAAUUGAGAGAAAUAAGGUUUUUGUGCGUAUGGAACAUUUGUAGGAUCUUUUAUUUCAGCUAAUAAAACAUGGGACAAACACUUUACAUGUUGCGAUUAUAUUUGUGUUCAGUAUAGAUUCAGCCGCAGGCUGAUUGUUUUCUUGAGUGGAUGGUCAGGGGUCCGGAACAUAAUUACAAAUAAUUUGCAGACAAAUUGACCGCAAGAAGCCCAAACAAAUAAUAAUUUCAAACCUUGCCUACAUUUGUAUACGAUCACAUACAUGUACUGUAUCUCUAUUAUGUGUGGGAAUACUUUGGAACAGAUUUCCAAAAUGUAAAUCAUUUGGAGCUGAUUUGCUGGUGUUUUUACAGUUUUUUUAUGUACAAAAUAAAUUACUAAUAAAUUGCUCAAUAAACUUGGGAUCCAAAUAAAGCUGCCAGUUGGGGAACCCUGGAAUAGAGGAUAUGGAUAUCACUGGUCUGUUAGUGGUGUAGCUAUAGAAUUUAACUUACAAGGUGGUUCCUAUGGCUCAGUUGGUUUGAGCUCCCACAUGCUGUAUACCAAAUAUAUUUAAAUAUAGUUCGACUUAGUUGUUCCUUGACUGAAAUGUCCCUUAAAUUCCAUUUGAUUGUUUACCAGACUGUGAAAGGAGGCAUCUCGGAAACGAGGAUAGAGAAGAGAAUCGUCAUCUCUGGGGAUGCAGACAUUGACCAUGACGAGGUAGGAAGACAUUAAUGUCCCCUCACUCUGACACGGUGUGUCCUUUAGCAUGCAAGUAGCCUUACAGCUUUUAAAUAGGCGUAGCUAUGUUAACAACGCAGGUGGUACCUGGAUACAAUGCUGAUAAUAUUGGGUUCCUUACUCAGCGGGCAAUGACAUCAUUAUGGCGUCUUUUAUGAUGUCAUGGUCAGGCUGUAUACUAGUUAUAACAAGUUUUGUUAUCAUCUUUUUAGCAACCAGAAAAAUACGUCUUUAUCAGGUUGUAAUCUGACUAGAUAACAAUAUGACGUCUUUUCCAUCACGUGUUAAUGUUGUCAUGAACAAUACGUAAAAAUAAAAAAAAUAGUAUUUACCUGGUUGCUACAGAAACCAGUUGGUUGUAAUCUGGUUAUAUGGCCGCUUCUCAACCUGAAUAACAGUUUACAACCAGAAAAUGACGUCAAUUAGACAUACAUUUCUAAAUUCUGCCUGCUGGGUACUGUGUUGAGAGAUUUGUAUUUAAGUGACUUAUAGCUCUGUUGUUCAACAGCUGAGGUCCGUGACCGGUAGAUAUACACACACAGUGACGAACGUGUACACACACAGUGACGAACGUGUACACACACCGUGACGAACGUGUACACACACAGUGACGAACGUGUACACACACAGUGACGAACGUGUACACACACAGUGACGAACGUGUACACACACAGUGACGAACGUGUACACACACCGUGACGAACGUGUACACACACCGUGACGAACGUGUACACACACAGUGACGAACGUGUACACACACAGUGACGAACGUGUACACACACAGUGACGAACGUGUACACACACAGUGACGAACGUGUACACACACCGUGAUGAACGUGUACACACACAGUGACGAACAUGUACACACACAGUGACGAACGUGUACACACACAGUGACGAACGUGUACACACACAGUGACGAACGUGUACACACACACAUACUGUGACUAGUCCAACCCUUACCCUUGUGAUUCUGAUCAUGCCCAUUCCACUUUCCUCUCUGUUUCCCUCCAUGGGGUGUUUGGCGUAUUGUCUCUUUAGGCCUUGGCUCAGGCCAUAAAAGAGGCCAAAGAGCAGCACCCUGAUAUGUCAGUGACAAAAGUAGUGGUCCACAAAGAGACUGAGAUCACGCCCGAGGAGGGCGACGAGUGA